Zerene cesonia (dogface butterfly) is the source of this 3079-nucleotide messenger RNA. RefSeq lists its product as uncharacterized. Gene Ontology annotation, biological process: spermatogenesis. The transcript has 16 exons. The record is from RefSeq and is a predicted model, not a curated record. Gene Ontology annotation, molecular function: metal ion binding. Bases 179 to 2281 code for a protein of 700 amino acids. NCBI's taxonomy places the organism in Eukaryota, Metazoa, Arthropoda, Insecta, Lepidoptera, Pieridae.
ACUGUCAACAUUUAUCCAUGUAUAAGAAGUUGUAAAACUUUAUUAAAAAUAAAUAACUUAAACCUUAUAAUUACCUAUCUACCCUCGAGUUAUUUUUUAAUUCAUAUUCCAUACUCAUAACACAGCACACGCACAUGUGCACCAUAUAAAACACGAGAACAGCUAAAACUCGAAAACAAUGAGUUUUGUUGAUCUGGCUACGCUAGCAAUGCACCGACGGCAGGAAAUGGAGGCGAGGAUUCAAGUUUUUCUUGAAAAAUGUGAUCAUGCCAUACAUGAUAUAUACAAAUUAAAAGUUCAGGCACAAGGUUUUGUGGAGCAAUUAAACUGUGAACCAUCAGAACUGAAGGAGCGCUUCUUGAAUUGUAUGCAACAUCUGGAUGAAUACACAUAUCUCAUUACUGAUUUUAACCUUGCCGUUGGGAAAUUAGAUGAGACAAUCAAUACAGAUCUAACACCAGUACUUGAUACAAGUAAGAAGUUAGUGCCGACCUCAGCAGCAUUCAAUCUCAUGGACACAUUGAGUGAACCUACACCAUCCACAUCCACAGCCUGCCCCAAUCUUUGCCCUGUUGAGAAGCCAAAAAAGAAGAAGGCAAAAGAAGAAGAUCUCCUCAUAUCUUUUUCUAGUGUUUCUUGCUCCACUGAAAGUGUUCCUAUCGGUAAUGAUAGCUUGGAGAGGGAGGUACUUAUAGUACAGAAUGAUUUAAAUAAUAUUAAGUUAGAUGAAUCAAUGACAAAUGCAAUAGAAAGUUGUAAUCUACCAGCACAAACAUUACUCCAAGUUGAUGAGGUAUACCAAGGGUCCAUAGUUCAUAUAGAUGGACUAAGCUUAUGGGUGAUAACUGAUGGUAUUGACGAUGUUUACAACUUAAUGACAGACAUGACUGAAUACUAUAAAGGAAACCAAAUUGAGCUUAGUUUGGAGCAAGUAAAGUCGUUAAUAUAUUGUGCUGUUUACGAAGAGAAGACAGAAGCUUUCUACCGUGGGCUCUUUAUUAGAAUUUCAGAGGAUGACACAAACACAGCGGAGGUGUAUCUGGUGGACACGGGAGAGACGCAGCUAGUGGCGAUAACAUCGUUGCAGCCGUUGCUCUCUGUAUUCUGUGACAAACCGCCAAUGGCUCGGUGCUGCCAUCUAGCUGGGGUUGACCUCUUGGAUUGCAACAACAAAGAACUUCUUAAAAGACAGGAAAUAUUCAUGGAAGACUUUAUCGGCCAAGCGUGCAGCAUCAUAGUUGAUGAUAACACUUCGGAAUCUCUUGGUGUGUAUGUGGUGUUACAAUCAAAGAAUACACUAAACGAUUUGGUAGUUGAAAAUGGAUUUGCAGUUAAAAUUGACAACAGCACUACAAAGAGCUCUGCUCCAUCAAAAGUGGUUGCGGAUGUGUUAGAUGCUGACAUAGAUAUCACUCAGUGUCCGGAGUAUGAGGACCCUGUUGAAGCUGUAACUGGUUACCAUAAUCGAGACGAAGCUGAUAUAUGCAUGCACUACAAGGGGGGGCCGGAGAAGGUUUGCUUCAAAGGUGCCAGGUGCAAAAAGCGACACGUUGUGAAACACCCCGACGGGUGGACGCUGGACCGCGUGGCGGUGGCGGGCAAGGUGCGCGCGCCGGCGCUGCCGGCGCCGGGCGCGUGGCUGCGCGUGCGCGUCACCUGGGUCGUGCACUACGACCACUUCUACGUGCACCUGCCCACCGAUGCGCGACCCGAAUCAUUACCGAGUUUCGGUGUGGUGCUGCCUCCGACGACGCUAGCUGCCCUAGUCCGGGAUAUGAACAGCCCGGCUACCAAAUUAGCGUAUAAACCUCUGAAGACUACGCCAGCACCAGGUGAGCUGGUGGCGGCUCUGUACCCGUUGGACGACCAGUGGUACCGCGCCAGGGUAAUAUCUGCCACGCGCACUGAUCAAUGUGUACAGGUGAUGUACAUAGACUACGGCACGGUGGUGUGGGUGAAGGAGGACGCGGUGCGCGCGCUCGAGCCGCGCUUCCUGGCGCUGGGCGCGCAGGCCGCGCGCUGCGCGCUCGCCGGCGUCGCCGUGCGCUCCGCCGCGCCCGCCGCGCUCGCCGCCGCGCGCCGCGCGCUCUCCGCGCUGCUGCUCGACCGCUCGCUCGACGCGCACGUGCUUGCACGUAAUUACGACGAAAUCACCGUGGAGCUGUUCGACGACAACGGCUACAGCAUAGCGGAGAUACUCGCCCAACAGAAAGUUGUUGAAUUGCGAGAGUUCGAAAUGGAGGACGACAAGGGGAUACAACAAAAAAUUGUUGUACCAUGAUCCGUUUAUAUAGCUAUCACUUUAAAUAAAAAUGAUUUAAAAAAAUCUCAACAACUAAAUUAUUACGUAACUGUUUUUUAUCUGGUGACAAUUCUAAAAUUUGUUUUCGCCACAUACACGUGCACGCGUUUGCAUUUAUUUGGAAUGUCACUUAACCUACUCUAAUAUUUAUUGUUAUAUGCACAUAUAAAUUUUCUUUCUUCUUUAUUUUUACCCAGUGUAAUAAGCUUUUUAUAUUAUUAAUAUUGUUUUUUUUUUAGAGUAUAAGAAUUGUUUUAAGUGUAAAUUGAUAAGCUUAGUUUAGAUCGUGAUUGCAUUAUUUUGUAUUCUACUUAAAAUACCUCAAUUAUUUAAUACUAGCCGCGCCCCGCGGUUUCUGCGGUUAUCUGCGUACCUAAUUUCAUUGCAAUCGAAUUAGUAGUUUUUGCGUGAAAGAGUUGUUGCUCUACACACACACAUCCUUACAAACGUUCGCAUUUAUAAUAUUAGUAUGAAGGAUAGGUAUUCUACGAAUGACUAAUAUAUAAAACGUGAGUUUGUAUGAAUGUUUGGAUGUAUUGUUACUCUUUUCACGCACAAUCCACUGAACGGAUUUUGAUGAUAAUAGCAGUGAUGUAGCUUAUAUACCAAUGUAACAUAAGUUUUGAAAUACUCGCUUUUGCUCGUGGGGUAAACCGCGCGGCAAAACUAGUCGAUAUAUUUAUACCUACUCCAUUGCAAUACGAACAUUAAGUGUAAGGAAAGUUGGUGCUUUGUUGUAAGUAGUUUUCAAAUUAUAAAUAAAAUAAAAAUUGUAUA